Messenger RNA from Diversispora eburnea, 1227 nucleotides. The record is from the annotation of a GenBank genome assembly. NCBI's taxonomy places the organism in Eukaryota, Fungi, Glomeromycota, Glomeromycetes, Diversisporales, Diversisporaceae.
AUGAUUUUACAAUUACUUUACUGUCCGUUAUGUGUCAAUUUAUUCAAGGAUCCAGUUACAUUCUCUUGUGGAAAUACAUUUUGUCGACAAUGUUUAUUACCUUCUUCAACCAAUCGACGAUUUCAAUGUCCAAUUCAAAGUUGUAAUCGACAACAUGAAAUUAAUACAGUAACAGAUUUUUCAAUAAAUAAAUUAACUGAUAUCAUAAGGCGAGAACAAUUACCAUUAAUUUCCGCUUUACCACAAUUUAAUUUAUCACAAUUCGAUUGCCUAAAAGAUUUAUUAUUACAAGAAUUAGAUUGUAAAGUUUGUUAUCAAUUAUUUAUCGAUCCUAUAACAACACCAUGUGGGCAUACUUAUUGUAAAUCUUGUUUAACACGAUCUUUAGAUCUUAAUGGUCGAUGUCCUUUAUGUCGAUAUCAACUACAGGAUUAUAUUUCUUUUAUUAAUCAACCGAUAAAUAAAACCUUACACACUUUUAUAAUUUCUUUAUAUUCAACAUUACUUUCUGAAGGGAGAAGACAAUUAGUAGAGAAUGAUGUAAAUGACAUAAAUGAUAUGCAAUAUAUUCCAAUAUUUGCUACUUCUCUUGUCUUUCCAAAUAUGUCUUGUUUCUUAAAUAUAUAUGAACCUAGAUAUAAAUUAAUGAUAAGAAGAUGUCUGGAAUCAAGAACAAGACAAUUUGGAAUGGUAUUAAAAACUGAAAAUGGAUUUACCGAAUAUGGAACUAUGUUAGAAAUACGGUCCACUGAAGUUUUGGAAGAUGAUGGUCGAUUGAUGGUGGAAACUAUUGGUACUUAUAGAUUCCGUGUAUUGGAAACAGGAAUGAGAGAUGGAUAUGAUGUUGGAAAAAUUGAAAGAGUUGAUGAUAUAAGUGCUGAAGAAGAAAUAGCUCGAGAAAGGGAAGCAAUUAGAAAUGCAGGAAUAAAUAAUGCUCUCGAACAUACCACUUCAGAACUAAUUACUUUAGCUUCAGGACUUAUUGAAGACAUAAGAAAUGGGUAUGCAGCAUGGUUAGAACAACGUAUUAAUUCUACAUAUGGAGAAUUGCCAAAUGAUCCUUCAAAUUUUUCCUAUUGGGUAGCUUCCAUAUUACCAAUCAAUGAAAAUGAGAAGUAUAAAUUAUUGGAGGAAAGAUCAGUUAGAGAAAGAUUAAAGUUGGUUGUCAUGUGGAUUGAACAAAUAAGAGGGGAAUGGUGGUUUUCAAGAGGAUGUUGUAUUAGUUAA